Molecule: messenger RNA, 1131 nt
Organism: Adineta ricciae
Lineage: Eukaryota; Metazoa; Rotifera; Eurotatoria; Adinetida; Adinetidae
Source: the annotation of a GenBank genome assembly
AUGGAAGAACGAACGCCGUCCGGAACCAGCUGCAAGAAAUCAGCCCGACUCCUACUUUGUUCGAAACUUCUCAUUAUAUUUUUUGUUUUAUUCCUAUUCAAUAUUUACAUCUCACCGCAUCGACUUUUACAAUCAUAUCAUAACGUCAUUACUGACUAUCGAUCCUCGGCUCUUGAAAAUAAUCAUUCGAUUGGUCGAGUUUUCAUCGCUAUCAAUCUCUAUCAAUCACAAUCAUUACUUCAAGAUGGCCGCUGGACUUGUACAUUGAUGGAAGUCAUUGAUCAACUCGGUCCUAACAACGUUUAUUUGUCUAUUUUCGAGAAUAAUUCAACAGAUGCGACGCCGCAUCUUUUACGACAACUCGAAAAGCAAUUGAAAUGCGAGCAUAGAAUCGUAACAACGGCAAUAAAUCUUGAUGAAGAUCAAUAUGCCUCUUUAUACAUCAAUGAUCGAAAAGGCAAAUACUUAUCUCGCAUGGCAUAUCUUGCUAUGGUUCGAAACCGUGCUUUGGAGCCCAUCAUGAGCAAUGGACGUUUUUCCAAGGUCCUCUUUCUCAACGAUGUAGUUUUUUCUAGUCAAGAUGUAAUUCAACUUCUUCAGACCAACAGUGGAAACUAUGCAGCCGCCUGUGCGCUCGAUUUCAUCAAUCCAGUGAAAUUCUACGAUACUUUCGCUACUCGUGAUUCUCUCGGCUAUUCGAUGGGUUUACCAUUAUAUCCAUAUUUCUCUCCUGGUCGAAGUCAAUCACAAGUUCUACGAAACAGUCUCAUUCAUGUCAAAAGUUGUUGGUCUGGUAUGGCCGCCUUCGACAGUAAACCGUUCGAGAAUGGACUGAAAUUUCGUUCGUUAGAUAACGUAUCCGACUACGAUGCAUCAGAGUGUUGUCUCAUCCAUGCAGAUAUCAAUCAACCGAACCGAACCUUUAUUAAUCCGAGAAUUCAUGUUGCCUAUUCGAAGUUUGUUUACAUAUGGCACAAACGAUUAGUUUAUUUCGAAUCGAUUUGGAAACCUGCACAACAAGUAAUUACAUAUUUAGCGAAUUUACCACGAUAUAACAAGUAUAGAACAUCAAAGAAUGGCGGCUUCUGCUGGAUAUCAGGGAAGAAGCGACUGAACUAUCGUAGUCGAUAA